Messenger RNA from Mycena citricolor, 969 nucleotides. The record is from the annotation of a GenBank genome assembly. Lineage: Eukaryota; Fungi; Basidiomycota; Agaricomycetes; Agaricales; Mycenaceae.
AUGGUCAAGGAAAUCGUUAUCGACCGACCUAUCCUCAACAUUGGGUGCACCCUCGGAGAAGGUUUGCCACCCCCGCCGUGCCCCGUAUGCCUCGCCGUGCUGAGGCAGUGGCUAGGUCCGCUUUAUGACUCUGAGACGGGAGUGUUGCAUUUUGUGGAUAUCAACGAAUGCAAGAUUCUCCACUACAACACGGUGACCGCCGAGGUCAAGAUCGACAGUUACGAACAGAAGAUAGGCUGUCUGGCGGGUGCCGCCGCCGAAGGAUUCGCACUCUUUGAACAAGGUGGCGGCAAGAUACAAUACAUCUCUCGCCCUCUCCCUUCCGAGUUUCUCCCAUACACCCGCUUCAACGACGGCGCUUGUGACAGCAAAGGCCGUUUCUUUGCUGGCACUGUCUACGACAAGGCCCGAGGGAUUCCGGGGCAGCUUUGGAGAUUCGAUCCCAGUGACGGGAGUUGCGUGUUGGCUGACCCCGGACCAUUUACGGAUGGGAAUGGUCUGGGUUGGAGUCCCGAUGAAAAGACGUUCUAUUUCACCGACUCGAGAGCCAACAUUAUCUUUGCUUACGACUGCGACGACGGCAACUUAUCCAACCGGCGCGUUUUUAUAGACGCCAUGGCCCUGGGAUUGCCGAAGAAUUCCUACUGUGAUGGUCUUUGUGUAGAUACUGAAGGAUAUGUGUGGAGUGCUCGCUGGGGAGGCUCCAGCAUAACUCGCAUCUCCCCCUCAGGUAUCAUUGAUCUCGAGGUUCACUUCCCGACCGUCUUGAACGUCACAUCAUGUGCGUUUGGAGGGCCUAACAACGAUCAGUUGUACGUUACGUCGGCGCACUGCAAGGCGAGUGGAGAGGAAGAAAGACAACCACAAUUCCCCGAUUCUGGCCAUCUGUUUAAGGUCGAUCUGAGUGGGCAAGCUGUGAUUUCUGAUAAACAAUAUCAAGGUGUCCCGCGCUACAAGUUCGGCGCCUAG